Didymosphaeria variabile is the source of this 375-nucleotide messenger RNA. RefSeq lists its product as uncharacterized. The coding region runs from base 1 to 375 and encodes 124 amino acids. The record is from RefSeq and is a predicted model, not a curated record. The transcript has a single exon. Lineage: Eukaryota; Fungi; Ascomycota; Dothideomycetes; Pleosporales; Didymosphaeriaceae.
AUGUCGAAGCCACACUCCAAGACCGUCCGCGGAACAUUUGACAACCCAAAGACACAAGCUGCCAUCAAAUCAGACAGCAACCCACCCCAAUUAGGAGACCAUGUUUCGCUCAAACCAGAGAUCGACAACCCGCCCACGCCAGAGAACCAAAAAGCCAAAAAGGCCGCUUCAUCGUUGGUCCCGAACUCGUCAUCGGACACGAACGAUGACGAUCUGCCUCACUCCCAGAAGGUCAGAGGAACGCUGGCGAAUUCGGAUGGAAAGAAAGUCAACAGGACCCAGUUGGGCGACCCAGCGAGCUUGAAGGCGGAGACGAGUAGGACUGAUUUGGGCAGGCAGACGGAGAGGGAGGGCAAAGAGAAGAGCAAGCUCUGA